GACCACAGAAUGAAGACCGCACAGCUUUCACUCCUCUAUCUACUCGUGUGCUGUCAGAUUUCAGGGGCUUUAACCGAUGAACUGGUGGUUUUAGGGCAAAAUGUGACUAUAGUCUGUGAAUUUCAUUUAAAAGCAAUUUUUUGGUUCAAGCUGAAUCAACCAGAUGCUCCAGUGGAAAUAAUGCGAACUUUCGGAUCACCUAAAGAGCCUGCAUAUAGUAAUUCAAAAUUCAGCAACAAAUAUUCAGAGGGAGAUUUGGGCUGUUUAUUUAUCAGUCACAUCACUGCUGAUGAAUUGGGAAGUUAUUACUGUGUAAAGCCAGGCGAAUCUCUAAAGCUCAGCAAAGGUAUCAGAGUUUACACCAGUGGUCAGAAUCUGACACAACAUCACACAGCUUAUCAGAUUUUGACGGUUACUUUCAGCUUACUCAGCGUUGUGCUGUUUGUUGCUAUAAUAGGCCUAUUGAAGAUCAACCAUAAACUAUGCAAGAAAAGUCCUGUAUAUGAAAAUGUUGAACUAGAACAGUCUUACUACACAAAUGGUGAUGAGUUUUCAGGAGUGAAGUUCCGUGUGUACGACAAAGGAACAACUUCCAGUCAAACCAACAGCACUUCUGAUCCUCAACCAACCAAAAAGCCGACAUAUCUACAUAUCUUACCCAAUUAAUCAGUCAGUUAAUCUGCGUGCACUUUUAUGUCUGCAAACAUCUGUUUUUGAGAUUGUUUGAUUCGUUCUUUUGUGUUUUGUAAAAUUUGCUUCAUCCAGUUAGUUUUUUUUUUUUUUUUUUUUUUUGGCCGAGUUUUAAUUUUUUACCUGCAUGUCAGGUUGUAGUAACUGUUCAUGUUACUCUGUCAUACAAGUUAAACACACACACAAUGGGGUCCGAAGAUCUGAGACCACUUUGAAAAUCGGGGAUUAAAACAUGUCAUGUAAACCGGGAUGAAUAAAGUUUUAGGAUUAUAAAACAUUUGAAAUUGAAGAAAAGUUAUGAUGUAAAUUGAAUAAGAAAUAUCUAAGAUUCUGCUCUGUUUCUACAUUGACCAUGUUAGCUUAUUUGUACUAAAGCUCAGAUUUUCUUGCUUCCACUGAAGUACACAAGAUGCUCUUUGGAACAAUCUCAAAUCGUGCUGGAUAACAUGAUCAUCUGGUUUUGUUCAUGCCAGGUUUUGAGUGCAUGCUGACAUUAAAUCAUUAGGGGACAUACAAAAUUCACUCAAAUGGCAUUCUGAAUGUAAGUUGUAUUAAAUCAGAAAAAUGAAAAAUAGAAGCUAUUUCAUUUGUGGUCUCAGAUUUGUGGACCACUCUGCAGGAACCAAAAUGUUACUUGUUCAGAGCCAUUGGACAAACUACAAAACCCUUGUUAAUAUAACACCUCAAUUAAUUCAAGUCAAAA
Messenger RNA from Myxocyprinus asiaticus (Chinese sucker), 1393 nucleotides. RefSeq lists its product as uncharacterized. The record is from RefSeq and is a predicted model, not a curated record. Bases 10 to 666 code for a protein of 218 amino acids. NCBI's taxonomy places the organism in Eukaryota, Metazoa, Chordata, Actinopteri, Cypriniformes, Catostomidae. The transcript is spliced from 5 exons.